AUGGCUCAAAUCGAAGAAAAAUCCGAACUCUUCCCUCCUAUCGCAGACGUUGUUGAUAAAACCCAUGCCGGAGAUGAAGAUAUCUCCGCUAGACCACUCGAAGAGAUCGAGUCUCUUUGCAUGCAAUGUGGGGAGCAGGGAGUAACACGCAUGAUGCUCACAUCCAUCCCGUUCUUCCGGGAAGUCAUUGUGAUGAGUUUCCGCUGCGAACAUUGCGGCCACUCAAACAAUGAGAUCCAGUCGGCGGGGAAGAUCAGAUCUGAGGGUACUAUGUACACAGUAAAAGUUCUUAACCGCGGUGACCUUGACCGCCAGCUCAUCCGUUCCGAAGCAUGUAGUAUCAACAUCCCCGAGUUUCAGCUGGUUCUUCCGCCUUCCCGUGGGCAGCUUACAACUGUCGAGGGUCUUCUCCGGGACAUCGUCGCGGAUCUCAGCGUACAGCAGCCACUCAGACGCAUUCAGGACGAGAACGCCUAUGCUAAAAUCCAGGAAAUCAUUGAUUGUCUCAAGGAGAUCAUUGCCGAUACUGAAGACGAAGACGAAGGCAAGGACAAGUUUGAGAAGAGAGAACUAUCGAACGAGGAUCCAGUCGCACGUGCAAUUACCAUCACUUUAGACGACCCAUCUGGGAAUUCCUUCCUCGAGUUCGUGGGCAGCAUGUCCGAUCUGAAGUGGAACAUGCGCACAUAUGAGCGGUCGCUUGAGCAAAACCGGCAGCUUGGAUUGGCACCUCCUGCGGAAGACGCGGAAGACAAUGCAGCAGACGAGGCGGAACAAGAAUCAGAGGGUUUAAACGAGGAAGUGUUCGAGUUCCCUGGAAUCUGCUCGCGUUGCGGACGACCACUUAUCACGCGCAUGAAGAGAGUUUCUAUUCCCUAUUUCAAGGACACCCUUAUAAUGUCAACUAAUUGUGACGACUGCGGAUAUCGGGAUAAUGAGAUCAAGUCAGGGGCUGCAAUUUCUGAGCAUGGCAAGAAGAUUACGUUGAAGGUUGUAGAUAGAGACGACCUCAGCCGCGACAUACUUAAAAGCGACACGAGCGGUCUCAGCAUACCGGAGAUAGACCUCGUUCUUCACCCCGGCACACUAGGUGGACGUUUCACGACUUUAGAAGGCAUUUUAGAUCAAGUAUACGAGGAACUCACUGAGAAAGUAUUCAACGCAGGGGAUUCUGGGGUCGUAGAUGUCGAUGACAGGGCCGAAUUCCAGGAGUUCUUAAGAAAGCUUAAGCAGGUCAAGAAUGCCGAGAUACCAUUCACCUUGAUUCUAGAUGACCCCCUGGCGAACUCACACGUACAGAAUUUAUAUGCACCCGAUCCAGAUCCGAACAUGGAGAUCGUCACAUACGAACGAACGUGGCAGCAUAAUGAAGAUCUUGGACUGAAUGACAUGAAUGUGGAAUCGUAUGGUGGUGAUGAUACGAAGGAUGGUGAUACUAAAAGUUAGAGGUCAUGUGCAGACGGUUGAUUGUUGCUUGGCCCGUCAUCAUAGUAGUAUGAACGUAAUAAUUGCCAGUGUCUAUGGCUUGCGUUGGGCGAUCACCAGCCCGUCACAACUCAAGGCGGACACCCUACGGAACUACAUGGACAUUUUGCAUCUUCUCUUAUUUGUCCUGCAACUAGAGUACGGGCUUCUGAUGGGCGUCGCGGUGAUGCCGAUGAGGCCUUGGGCUGGUUUGAAUUCAAAACAACAAUAUUAAUCAAUUUGAAUUU
Molecule: messenger RNA, 1712 nt
Organism: Suillus subalutaceus
Lineage: Eukaryota; Fungi; Basidiomycota; Agaricomycetes; Boletales; Suillaceae
Product: zf-ZPR1-domain-containing protein
Exons: 6
Coding region: 1-1446 (481 amino acids)
Cellular component (GO): nucleus; cytoplasm
Molecular function (GO): zinc ion binding
Source: RefSeq, a predicted model, not a curated record